GUACAUGACUAUUAUAUGCGACUCUUUUGUUUCGAUAACUUCAUCUAUUGGCAUUUUCUUCCCUUACAAUCAUGGAGCUUCACAGCAGUUUUUCUAACUUUACCUUAACGGCAUCCUUUCUCUUCCUCUUUGUACUAUUCAAAGUAGUUAACAAGUGGACUACUUCUAAAAAUUCUAACGCCAAUUUACCACCAGGACCAUGGACACUGCCCUUCAUAGGGAACAUACAUCAAAUUAUUAGCAGCCCAUUGCCUCAUCAUUCCUUCAAAAUUUUGGCACAAAAGUAUGGACCUUUGAUGUACCUAAGACUUGGUAAGGUACCAUACAUAAUAGCUAGUUCAUCAGAAAUGGCCAAGGAGAUUCUGAAAACACAUGACCUCAGUUUUUGUGAUAGGCCAAACCUUAUGUUGUCCACAAUAUUUAGUUACAAUAAUACUGAUAUUAUAUUUUCUGUAUAUGGAGAACACUGGAGGCAACUACGAAAGAUAUGCGUUAUAGAGCUAUUGAGUGUAAAGCGUGUCCAGUCAUUUAGGUCCAUAAGAGAAGAAGAGGUGGAUGAUCUUGUUAAAUCAAUAGCUGCUAGUGAAGGAUCAAUUGUUAAUCUUUCUCGUAAGAUUUCUGAUAUGGCAUACGGGAUAGUGGCAAGGGCAGCUUUUGGGAAGAGGAGUAAAAACGAACAGGCAUUCAAAUCAGCAAUUGUUGAAAUAGCAAGUUUGUUGGGGGGAUUUUGUAUUGCUGAUUUAUAUCCAUCUAUUAAAAUGCUUCAAAGGAUGAGCAUGGCGAAGAAAAAAAUUGAAAAACUUCACAUAGAGAUUGAUAAGGUAAUGCAAGAUAUCAUCGACGAUCACAGAAGGACUCAGAGGGGAGUAAGCAAGGAUGAAGAUAUAGUUGAUACUCUUCUCAAGAUUCAACAGGAAAAUGAUCAACCACAACAUCUAUUGACUGACGACAAUAUGAAAUCAAUCAUCCAGGACAUGUUUGGUGCUGGUACUGAAACACCAUCAAGUGUUGUGGUAUGGUGUAUGUCUGAGAUAAUAAAGAAUCCAAAGGUAAUGGAAGAAGCACAAGCUGAGGUAAGAGGAGUGUUUGACAAGAAAGGGGUUGUCGAUGAAACAGAAUUGCACCAGUUGAUAUACUUAAAGUCUGUCAUCAAAGAAACACUGAGGUUGCAUCCUAUUGUACCAUUGUUAGUUCCAAGAGAAAAUAGGGAGAAAUGCCAAAUAAAUGGCUAUGAUAUCCCAGCUAAGACAAGGGUGAUGGUCAAUGCUUGGGCUAUUGGAAGAGAUCCAAAGUAUUGGGCUGAAGCUGAGAGUUUUAAACCUGAGAGAUUUCUUAAUAGCACAAUUGAUUUAAAAGGCACAGACUUUGAAUUUAUACCAUUUGGUGCUGGAAGGAGGAUGUGUCCAGGAAUUGCAUUUGGCUUACCUAUUGUUGAGUUACCUCUUGCUCAUUUGCUUUACCACUUUGAUUGGAAGCUUCCCUAUGAAAUGAAAAAUCAAGAACUUGAUAUGACUGAGUCAGUUGGAAUAACUCUCAGAAGAAAACAUGAUUUGUGCCUAAUUCCUACUACUCGUCGUCCUUGAUUUUAUUCUGUAUUACUUUUGACAAAAUCAUUUGGAAAACGAUUGUAAUAAAGAUAGAAAAUAACAUUUAUCUCUCCCUUUGUUAAUGUUCAAUGGUAGACAUAAAUUGUUGAUUCAUUCUUAUUGAUUUUGAUUUUAGGCUCAAAAGCUUUACAAGCGGAAGAGGAGCGAUAUAUAGGAUUUGUUAGAAGUUGAUAGAUUCAAACAAAUUCUAACAACCAUGACCACUUCUAAGUUCUAACUAACCUCUAACUAAUAACUUUCUAAUUAUAGGAACUACUUUAAGUAUCCUAUUAAAAUUAUACUUGUAAUACUACUCCUCAAGCUUAGGGUGGUGAAGAACCUACUUUAAGUUUGACGCGCAGAUCAUUAAAUAUUUUAGAACCAAGUGGUUUUGUAAGAGCAUCUGCAAUUUGAAAAGAAAUCAGAACAUGUUGGAACAUAAGUUUCUUGGAAUAUCGACUUCUCAUACUUCUCAUACAAAGGGAAUAUCGAACUCUAUAUAAAACAAAACUAGCAGCAUUCAUUCUACCUUGUAAGGAAAUAGUCCUUAAGAUAAUUGGCCCUUAGAGCAUCUUUCUUUCCACGGCCAGCUCCUCUUCCACUGCUUCAGUAAUGCUAUUAAAGUUUGAGGAUCUG
Molecule: messenger RNA, 2222 nt
Organism: Vicia villosa (hairy vetch)
Lineage: Eukaryota; Viridiplantae; Streptophyta; Magnoliopsida; Fabales; Fabaceae
Product: cytochrome P450 71D10-like
Exons: 2
Coding region: 72-1583 (503 amino acids)
Molecular function (GO): iron ion binding; oxidoreductase activity, acting on paired donors, with incorporation or reduction of molecular oxygen; heme binding
Source: RefSeq, a predicted model, not a curated record